UCCACUAUAUAUCCUCCAACCUCUCCAACUGAACUACUUUAUCCAUCCAUCCAUCCAACAACGCAAGUUGCAGAUUCUACUUGGUCGGAGUUUCAGCCUCCGGCGAACUGCUCCGAUCGAUCGAUCGCUCGCUCGCGGGGACGCGACGAGGGUGGGUGAAUCGCUUAGGAUUUGGGAAUGGCUCGCCGUUUGAUUAGCCCCUGCCAAGGCUCUGGUUUGCUUAACGCCGGAUUUCUCGGCGUCUUCUCCUCCCACCAUUAUCAUCGCCUGCCAUUGUCAUCAUCGCAUAGGAGUUCCCAACUGAAGAAUUGCUACCUUCCUAAUUUAAGGAAGGAGGUCUCGCAUUGGACAAGACCAGCCACGCCUUCCUUGUCGCUAUAUAGUGCAAGGCUUGCCAGCAAGAGGACAACUUGUUCCGUUGCAACCGAGCCGCCGCCUUCCACAACCGAAGAACCAGAGAUGGAUCUUCCAAAGGAGAUAUUCCUGAAAGAAUACAAAAAGCCUGAUUACUUAUUUGACUCGGUCAAUUUGGAAUUUCAACUUGGCGAAGACAAAACAAUAGUUACAUCUAAAAUAGCUGUAUCUCCAGGAACUGAAGGUACCUCCUCUCCACUUACUCUUCAUGGGCGUGAUCUGAAGCUGCUAUCAAUCAAAGUCAAUGGCAAGGACCUUAAGAGUGAAGAUUAUAUGGUUGAUUCACGCCAUUUGACUGUUUCAAGACCACCUGGUGGUACAUUCAACUUGGAAAUUGUUACAGAAAUAUAUCCUCAGCUAAAUACAUCAUUGGAGGGACUUUACAAGUCAACUGGCAAUUUUUGCACCCAGUGUGAAGCAGAAGGGUUCCGGAAGAUUACAUACUUUCAGGAUCGUCCAGAUGUUAUGGCAACAUAUACUUGCCGUAUCGAAGCUGAUAAGACGUUGUAUCCAGUACUGUUGUCCAAUGGGAAUCUUAUAGAGCAGGGGGAUCUUGAGGGUGGCAAGCAUUAUGCAUUGUGGGAAGACCCCUUCAAGAAACCAAGCUACUUAUUUGCUUUAGUUGCUGGUCAGUUGGAUUGCAGGGAGGACUCAUUUACUACAUGUUCUGGCCGAAAAGUAACACUUAGAAUUUGGACUCCUGGUCAAGAUUUAGCAAAGACAGCGCAUGCUAUGUAUUCUCUUAAAGCAGCUAUGAAGUGGGAUGAGGAGGUUUUUGGCCUUGAAUAUGAUCUUGAUUUGUUCAAUAUUGUUGUUGUUCCAGAUUUCAAUAUGGGAGCAAUGGAGAACAAGAGCUUAAACAUAUUUCAAUCUAGACUUGUGCUGGCAUCACCAGAGACAGCUACUGAUGGGGAUUAUGCUGCAAUUUUAGGUGUCGUUGGACAUGAGUAUUUCCACAACUGGACUGGUAAUAGAGUGACUUGUCGUGAUUGGUUCCAGCUCACUCUGAAAGAAGGAUUGACUGUAUUCCGGGAUCAGGAAUUCUCAUCAGAUCUUGGUUGUCGCACAGUAAAACGUAUAGCCGAUGUUUCUAAACUCAGGACCUAUCAAUUUCCACAGGAUGCUGGCCCUAUGGCGCAUCCUAUUCGUCCGCAUUCGUAUAUCAAGAUGGACAAUUUUUAUACCGUAACGGUUUAUGAAAAGGGUGCUGAAGUUGUUAGAAUGUACAAGACCAUGUUUGGAGCUUCAGGGUUUCGAAAGGGCAUGGAUCUUUACUUCCAAAGGCACGACGGGCAAGCUGUGACUUGUGAAGACUUUUAUGCUGCAAUGUGUGAUGCAAAUAACACCCAGCUGCCAAACUUUUUACAAUGGUACUCUCAGGCAGGUACUCCAACUGUUAAAGUGAGCUCUUCAUACGAUGCAAGUUCUCAGACAUUUUCUCUGAAAUUUAGUCAAGAAGUGCCACCUACCCCUGGCCAACCAGUUAAAGAGCCGAUGUUCAUUCCUAUUGCUGUCGGACUUGUUGAUUCUACCGGAAAGGAUAUGCCCCUAACUUCCAUUUACAGUGAUGGGAUGCUCCAAUCACUCACUAGUGAUGGCCAGCCAGUCUUCACUACUGUUCUUCAAUUUAAUAAGAAGGAGGAAGAAUUCAUAUUUAACAACAUACCUGAGAAACCAGUGCCUUCCUUGUUGAGGGGAUACAGUGCUCCUGUUCGUCUUGAUUCUGAUCUGACUGAGAGUGACUUGUUUUUCCUACUUGCCAAUGAUUCGGAUGAAUUUAACAGGUGGGAAGCUGGUCAGGUGCUGUCACGUAAACUGAUGCUCAGUCUUGUAGCUGACUUCCAGCAACAGAAAACACUGGCCCUGAACCCUAAAUUUGUUGAUGGACUUAGAUCAAUCCUGCGGAACACAAGCUUGGAUAAAGAAUUCAUUGCGAAAGCGAUAACUUUGCCGGGUCAAGGGGAGAUUAUGGAUAUGAUGCCAGUUGCAGAUCCUGAUGCAGUUCAUGCUGUCCGUACCUUUAUUAAGAAGGAGCUUGCCCUUCAACUCAAAGAUGACCUUCUUUCAACAGUGACAAAUAACAGAAGUUCUGAAGCUUAUACAUUUAACCAUGAUAGCAUGGCCCGCCGUGCAUUGAAAAACACAUGCCUUGCUUAUCUUGCAUCUCUGAAUGAACCGGACACCACUGAACUUGCAUUUGUUGAAUACAAGUCUGCUACUAACAUGACGGAGCAGUUUGCUGCACUAGCAGCAUUGUCUCAAAAUCCAGGCCAAGUUCGUGAUGACACCCUUCUGGACUUCUAUAACAAAUGGCAGCAUGAUUAUUUGGUUGUAAGCAAGUGGUUUGCUCUUCAAGCUACAUCAGACAUCCCUGGAAAUGUUGCUAACGUUCAAAAGUUACUUGGUCACCCUGCUUUUGACAUGAGGAAUCCGAACAAGGUGUAUUCGCUAAUUGGAGGAUUUUGUGGGUCCCCUGUGAAUUUCCAUGCAAAAGAUGGCUCUGGUUACAAGUUCUUGGGUGAAGUUGUUUUACAGCUAGACAAGAUAAAUCCUCAGGUGGCCUCCCGCAUGGUGUCAGCUUUCUCUCGGUGGAGGCGAUAUGAUGAGAGCAGACAAGCUCUUGCUAAGGCUCAGCUGGAGAUGAUCGUGUCAGCCAAUGGGCUAUCAGAGAAUGUGUACGAGAUAGCUUCAAAGAGCCUGGCAGCUUGAAUAAUCCCGUGAGUGAACAAGUCAGUCGGUCCUGCCUCUCAUCACAUGACAUCCACACAGGGUGCUAAAAGUGUAGUUAAACUGAAUAUGUUUAUGUGGCAAGAGUAAAAGAAGGCUGCUUUUAGACUGGUACAAAACUCUGUUGCUUAUAGUAUCGCAGACCCCAAAAGUAAUGCAAUUCUUUC
Messenger RNA from Oryza sativa Japonica Group (Japanese rice), 3308 nucleotides. Lineage: Eukaryota; Viridiplantae; Streptophyta; Magnoliopsida; Poales; Poaceae. The record is from RefSeq and is a predicted model, not a curated record.